CACAAUGUUUAACUACAAGUUCAGCAGGUUAAACCUUCGCUUCAAUCUUUGGAUGCUAUGAAAAAGCUAUGAAACUUGCUCUGGGGAUAAUUCAACUACUGUUAAACAGUAUGAAGGGCUACAUUAAAUUAAUUGCGACAGUCAAAAUAACUCAAAGCCUAAAACUGAUGAGAAAAGGUAAAUAAUAAAUGAGAGCCCAAGAACGCAACGCGGACAAUGUUUAACUACAAGUAGGUUAGAUUAGAGAUGACUGUCAGAUGGCCUCUGUGGCCUAGUGGCUAGAAUCCUCGUCCUAAAAUUGAUAGGUGUUAUGUUCAAAUCUUGGAGUGGGGUUUAAUUUUUUUUUUUUUGUUUUUUUUUGCGUUGGGAUGUUUUCGUUCUCUAAUAUGAUCAAUUUCUGUCAAGCCUUUCACGGAAACCUAUUGAUUGCAAAGCGAAACUAUAAAAUCUAGUGGUUACAAGCGACCAUUAAUUUUGUUUGAUAUGAUCAACUAUGUUAAAAUCUAUAGGUGGAGCUAUUUUUUAUGUAUUUUGUUUUGUUUUUUGUUUAUUCUUUUUCUAAUAUGAACAAUUCUAUGUCAACCAUGUCAUGAAGACCCACCACUGCAUUGGACAAUUGCUUCACUAAUUGUUUUUAAGAUGGAAAUCGCAUCCGCAAAUAUACCUAUUGUACUUGAAUCGCCCUUUUCUAAUCUGGGACAAUUCUGACGCGGAAAACGCGCCAAGAAAAAUUCAAGCGGAACAAGUCCAUUUUGAUGUUAGGAUGGCAUCAGCACCAGACACCACACCUGCUUUGAGUGAUCACGCCUGUAACGAGCAGCAACUUAAGUGUGUGCAAGAAAUUUUACCACUUGGCUACAGGUAUAAAGUGACAUCAUUUCAGCCAAAAUCUGAGGGAAAAUUCAUAUGUGAAGUCCGGCUGGCAAUAUUUGAUACAGAUAGUGCAAAACUGUGGCUUCAGAAAUUUCAAGACAGAAGCAAGGUUACAUUGCGUGCUAGAGCCAGUGUGCCAGCAAAGGACGGGGGCAAAAAUAUUUAUAAACAAUACUUCAGAUGCCAGCACAAUACCAACCCGGUUUCUGCUACAGCCAACAGCCGUCUUGGUUCCAAGAAUUCAGAAUGUCCAGCUCUGCUAACAAUUGCUGUACAGAGACAGCUUGGAAAACUCAGCAGACCAAAGAACAUAGACCCGCUUUUGAGAGAUUUCCCUACAUGCCUUCGGAUUGAACACACUCACAAUCAUAGUCUGUAUAGUGCUGAUUCUCUACGUCAUAGGGAUGUUAAUAAUGAAACAAUCACCAAAUUCAAGGGACUUUUUUCAAAAGGCCAUAGUGCAUCUUCAGCACUUGAACUGCAUAAGCUUGACCUCCACAUGGAACACGGCGAAAACUAUGUUUAUGAGGCUGCUGACAGAGCUGUUUGUCCUGAUCUGGGGUUUUGCCACAGACUGUACAAGCAAGUAUUUGAUGAGAAAUACUCUCCAACCUCUUCAGAACUGUUGAUUGACAGCCUAAAGACAGCUUGCAGGACAUUCAAUGCAGAACAAAAUGGGGAGUUCUGCAAGGUAAAAGAAACAGCAUCAGGGAAGAUAGCCAUAGCUGUCUGCACUCCCCUAAUGAUGAGAGUGCACAGACUGCACCGUGCAAGUGGUGAACUUGUUUUUAUGGAUGCCUCAGGUGGGAUGGACAGGUAUGACUGCAGAGUUUUCUUGCUUCUCACUCACAGUGUUGCAGGUGGACUCCCUUUAGGCUGCCUUAUUGUUUCUUCUGAAGCAACAGAAGUAAUAACAGAUGCUUUGUUACUAUAUAAAGAACUUUUGCCAUCUGAUGCUUUUUUUGGAAGAGGUAAUAGAGGACCUCAGGUGUACCUCACAGAUGACAGUAGUGCUGAAAGGCAGAGCCUGCAAGCUACAUUCCCUGAAGCAACACUUCUUCUUUGUACGUUCCAUAUACUUCAGGCCACUUGGCGUUUCCUUUGGGAGGCUCGGAACAAUGUAAAAAAAGAAAGCAGGCCUCAUCUACUGAGCAUCAUCAAGAAAAUGGUUUAUGCUCAGAGUGAUGAUGAAAUAAUUAAUGUUUAUGAUAAUGCCUGUAGAGAUGAUGUUGUUAGGGUCAAUCCCAAAUUCAAACUGUAUUUAGAAAAGCAGUUUGAACGAAGAAGUCUAUGGGCAGUCACUUUUAGAAAAGACCUUCCUGUUCGUGGAAAUAACACAAACAACUACUGUGAAGCAGCUAUGCAUGUUUUGAAAGAUAAGAUCUUCUGCCGCACACGUGCAUAUAACAUUCAGCAACUGCUUGAUUUCUUAUUAACACGGUUUCCUGCCUACUAUGAAAGGCGGCUGCUUGACCUUGCCAAUGGUAGGAGAGAUGUUACGGUUAGCAGACGCUAUUUAUAUGGAACAGAAAGUAUUAAGAGGGAAAUGGUUCAGGCUGUAGGAGAUCUUCUUUUUGAAGUUAAAAGUGAGCAGCAGCAUGGUAAGUCAUACCAAGUAGACAUGAACACAGACAUGUGUUCUUGCCCACAUGGCAUGACAGGUGCACCCUGCAAGCACCAGCACGCUGUCAUGAAAUUUUUUAAUGUAUCUUCAUUAAAUAUAUUUCCUGUUAGGGAUGCCAAAUCAAGGAGACAUUUCUUCCACCUAGCGACUGGACAAGACAAUAUUCAGCAGGAAUGGUUCCAGCCUCUUGUUGAUACUCGAGAAGACGUCCCAGAACCAUGUACUUCGAGUACAAAUGUGGAAACUGUCGACACACCAUUUCAGACUGACAACAACAACAGGGUUGAAGAAUUACUGACGCAUGACUCAGAGGACGAGUUUGACAUCCCUACCUCUAAUGAUGCUUUAAUAAUACAAGAGUUUAAAAAGAACAUUGAUAAACUUUUAAAAGAUAUUGAAAAUAAUAGAACUGAACUUUUGCCUGCCGUUGACCUCUUUAAUAAAAAAAUUGCAAAGUUAAGCACCACAAGUGCACUUUCAACAGCACUUUCCUGUUUUGGAGAUAACACCGGAGUCUCUUCAGUUGUUCGACGAGGUAUUAUUCCUGUUCAACCAUCAGCAAUUGCCCGUCGAACAACAUAUGUUGGGGGCAGGCAGUGCUUGCAAAGUGGCAGGAAACCUAUUAAUGCCGAAUUUUGUGAUAAAACAAAAAAGAGAAAAGUAUCAGAAAGCUGCCAGCUUCUGCCCAGAAAAAAACAACGAAAAGCAGCGCACUGUAUUAGUCAGUGUGUUAAGAACAACAAAAGCCUUGGAAAGUGCCACCAUGCAAAGUGAUCAUUAAUUAUUUGAUAAAUAGUGGGUUGGGUUGAAAUCACAAAAUAAGCAUAGUCUGUUAUGAGUAGCAAGCUCUGUGUGAA
This is a messenger RNA of Pomacea canaliculata, 3354 nucleotides long. RefSeq lists its product as uncharacterized. The record is from RefSeq and is a predicted model, not a curated record. Bases 764 to 3271 code for a protein of 835 amino acids. The transcript is spliced from 4 exons. Gene Ontology annotation, molecular function: zinc ion binding. Lineage: Eukaryota; Metazoa; Mollusca; Gastropoda; Architaenioglossa; Ampullariidae.